UUAAACAAGAUUUGCUAUUUUUUCGAAAACAAGCAAGCCAGAACUAGAGAGAUAUUUCCCCUGUUCGGGUCGGAUCCCAGGAUUUCUCCAUUCCCUCGCUGGCACUGUUAUCCUAAUUGGGCAAGUGUCACCCACAGUACGGUGGCCCGCGUCCCUUUGAGACCCCGAGACCUGCGGAGGGGAUGUGGCCUGCCGUCCUGAGCCUCGGCCGCUGAGACCGCCUCUCUCUGACCGCCCCGCCCACCCAGUUACUCUGCACCGCCCCCCCCCCCCCCCAGGUUACACAACCAAACCCCCCCUUUCCCCCCGGCCGACCCACGAAGAGCAGGAGCCCCGGGACCGAGCUAUGUGAGUGCGUCGGGGCCCGGGGGCCGACCGGACCGAGGACACAGCACCCGCAGGACCCGGCGGCGCACAACCGCUCGCUCGCUCGCUCGCCCGGCUCUUGUUAUGGACCUGGGAGUCGCAGCGUCGUUUCUCCGGAGCUCCACCAUGGUCCCGCUACUGUUUUUAGUUGACGUGGCAACACAAUCAAACAAUUUAUCAAAUGGAAACCACACAACAAACCCAGAAAAACAAGCAUCCCCCUACGUCCUCCCCACCGUGCUGGUGGUGUCUCUGGUGGUCGUCAUCGGCAUGCUCCUGGCCUGGUACUUCCUCAGGUUAAGGAACCAGCGGAAGGUAGUUGUCACUACAGUCGACAAGAAGAUGCCAAAUGGCAUUUUGGAAGAGCAAGACCACAGCAAGGCGCUCGGAGGCAGUUCUGGAGAGUUAAACUCGUCUCCCGUGCAAGAGCAACAGACGGUGGUGCUGCUCCCGAGGUCGCCCUCGGCGUCCAAGACGUACCUGCCCCUCCCCUUGGACUGCCUGGAGGAGGAGGUUCGGGUGCGCUCGGCCGACGACGGGAAGCUCUUCCGCGAAGAGUUCAACUCUUUGCCUGGCGGGUACUUGCAGGGCACAUGCGAGGAGGCCAACAAAGAUGACAACAGAGAAAAGAAUAGAUAUCCCAAUAUUCUUCCAUAUGACCAUUCGAGGGUGGUUUUAACACAGAUUGACGGAGCCUUGUGUUCUGACUAUGUCAACGGCUCAUACAUUGAUGGCUACAAAGAAAAGAACAAAUUCAUUGCAGCACAAGGACCUAAACAGGACACAGUAGCUGACUUCUGGAGAAUGGUAUGGGAGCAAAAGGCUGCAACUAUCGUGAUGCUGACAAAUCUGAAAGAAAGAAAAGAAGACAAGUGUUAUCAGUAUUGGCCAGACCAGGGCUGCUGGACGUAUGGGAGUGUGCGUGUAGCCGUGGAGGACUUCACUGUGCUGGUGGACUACACCAUUAGGAAGUUCUGUGUGCAAUAUGCCAGUGAUGGCUCCAAGACGCCCAGACUGGUCACACAGCUUCACUUCACCAGCUGGCCGGACUUUGGGGUCCCCUUCUCCCCCAUAGGAAUGCUCAAGUUCCUCAAGAAGGUGAAGACGGUCAACCCGUCCUUCGCCGGCCCCAUUGUGGUGCAUUGCAGCGCCGGCGUGGGCAGGACAGGGACCUUCAUCGUCAUCGACGCCAUGAUCGACAUGAUGCACGCCGAGCAGACGGUGGACGUCUUCGGCUUCGUGUCCAGGAUACGGGAGCAGCGCUCGCAGCUGGUUCAGACGGACAUGCAGUACUCGUUCAUCUACCAGGCACUGCUGGAAUACUACCUCUACGGUGACACAGAGCUUGACGUGUCCUCCCUGGAGGGGCACCUACAGAAGCUGCAUAACACCUCGGCGCCAUUCGACAGAGUAGGGCUGGAGGAGGAGUUCAAAAAAUUGACAAACAUGCGGAUAAUGAAAGAGAACAUGAGAACGGGGAACCUUCCUGCCAACAUGAAGAAGAACCGUGUUCUACAGAUUAUUCCGUAUGACUUCAACAGAGUAAUUCUGUCAAUGAAAAGAGGCCAGGAAUUCACAGAUUACAUAAACGCAUCUUUCAUAGACGGUUACAGGCAGAAGGACUACUUCAUUGCCACGCAGGGACCACUGUCCCACACGGUGGAUGACUUCUGGAGGAUGGUGUGGGAGUGGAAGUGUCACUCUAUCGUCAUGUUGACCGAGCUGCAGGAGAGGGAGCAGGACAAGUGUUUCCAGUACUGGCCAACAGAGGACACUGUAACAUACGGCAACUAUACCGUAGAAAUCAAGUCUGACACUCUGUGCGACACUUUCAGCCUGCGGGACCUGGUGCUAACGUACGGCUCGGAAAAGCAGACGCGGCUGGUUCGCCACUUCCACUUCCACGGCUGGCCGGAAAUCGGCAUCCCGACCGACGGCAAGGGGAUGAUCGACAUCAUCGCCGCCGUGCAGAAACAGCAGCAGCAGUCCGGAAACCACCCCAUCAUUGUGCACUGCAGUGCUGGCGCUGGGCGUACAGGUACUUUCAUCGCUCUGAGCAACAUCCUAGAGCGAGUCAAGGCUGAAGGCCUGCUGGAUGUGUUCCAGACCGUCAAGAGUUUACGGAUGCAGAGACCGCACAUGGUGCAGACCGUGGAACAAUACGACUUCUGCUACAGAGUGGUACAAGAUUUUGUUGAUAUAUUCUCUGACUAUGCCAAUUUCAAAUGAAGAAAUUAAAAUCUGCCUUAAUUGUGUAUGUUGUUCAAAAUUCUGUCUAAAAAUGCCUUUUGGUCAGGAUAUAGUUUUUUUCUGAACGGAAAUACAUAAUCUUCAAUUUAGCUAUGCACUUGUCUUUAAUGUAACUAAAAAUGCAUAAUAAUUGUACCAUAUUGUGACAUACUUAUUUUACUCAAUUGAAAUUGUAAAUGUCAAAUUCACUAAAAUGCAAAUGUAAAUUUGACAUGAUGUAAAUUAAUUAUUUUGUCAUGGAAUUUAACAGUAUUAUUUGUUUUUUUUUUUUGUUAGUUUAAAAAAAAAAAGUUUGCAUCAUCACAGUAGCAUUUCUUGUACAGUACAUUAUUAUAAUGUACUUUUAUUUUGUAUUUCUUUUUAAUUUGUUAAACCCGGUUGAGUUAUAUUUAAAAUUACAAUCCAUGUGAUAUUUAUAAUGUUGUAGUUAUUGUAAAAAUUAUUUAUGUACUAUUGUAGAUGCCCUCUCCCCAUCCCAACAUGUCAUGUGCAAAUGUUAAGUUCUAUUUGUGUACAGUUUGGUUCACAUUUUUUGGAAAUUUCUAUUUCUGAUGUGAAAAGGAUUAUGUCUUGUCUUUUUUCCUUACCCUGAGUCUCUCUUGUUGCAUACUCAGAGGGCAUCUAUGACAGGUAUAAAUUUACAGAAAUACAGACCUUAAAUACAAUACAUACAGACAAUUAUAUUUCCAUUAGACAAAUCAGAAGGAGAAUUAUAUUUAAAAAUUAGAUUAUAUAAUAACAAAAACAAAUAAAUACAAACAAACAGAAAAAAAGUUAAACAAGAGGAAUAGAGACCAUGGGCUUGGCAGUUAAUCUGUGCACACUGGUACUUCUGCUCAACAAACUAUCACAACUUCAGAAUUUAAGAAUAAUAGAAUUAUAUUUAUAGUUUUGUCUGAAGGACUGUGGGGAAUGUUCGAUGAAGAGGCUGCACAUAAUCUGAAGCACACUACCCGAUGCACACUGUCAGGUGUAGAUGGAUCUGUUCUUCAUAGGGAGCUAGAGGUUAUUAUUGAAACAAUGUGUUAAUAUGUACAUAUUUUAUUAUAAUGCAAGAGCGGCAGAACCACCGCAGAUAUAUUUUUGAACAGUUUCAUUGUUGUACUUAUUUUGACAUUUGUGUGAUUUGUGCUUGAUGGUGUGCCAUAUAUUGAUUAGAAAACCAUGGAUAUUUCUGAUCAGGAAAUAAUAGUCACCAGGUGACUUCAGCAAAUGGACAUACGUCUGGCAGAUAUUUGGUCAAAAUAAUUAUAUAGCCUAAUCUACAUAUAGUCUACAUUUUGAUCAAACCAAAAAGUGGUAACAAAAAAGAGAAAAGCACAAGAAUAUGUGAGAAAAAUAUGUCAAUACAACACAAGAUGAAUAAACGUUGCUUUGUUCAGAAACUUUAUGCAUAUCACCUACUGUAUUGGCACACCUUUUAUAACACCACUGUCACAGACCAUUCAGUAUUCUAUUUUAAUAAAUGCCUGUCAUUAAAAUAAUGGUCAUUAUACAUACCAUCAUUAUCAUUCCAUUCCUUGUUUUAUUGCCAAUUUUGGCUCUGCCUCUGAGCAGACAUAAAGAGGGUUGACUGUACAGUUAUUAGAGGUGCUUACCACAGCUCUUUUUAUAUAAUGAAAGGUCUUUGUAAUGGUGUUUCUGACCAAACGUACCUUGCGGAAUGAAACAUCCUCAGUACUGCGUGACGGCUGACCUUGAACCAAGAUAAAAAAAAAACUGCCAUUAUUUUCUCUUGAGAUUUUGAGUUGUUGUACCGAGUCUGUCGCUGGAGCUUGUUGUCCGCUACAUCACUUGCUUCAGGUGUCUCUCAUCAUGGAGUGCUUUUGAGGUUUGCAAUGUCUUUGUAAAUGCAGUUUGUACUACUGUAUUAAAUGCAUUGAAUCUCA
Anguilla anguilla (European eel) is the source of this 4505-nucleotide messenger RNA. It is a transcript of the gene ptprea, whose product is annotated as protein tyrosine phosphatase receptor type Ea. Lineage: Eukaryota; Metazoa; Chordata; Actinopteri; Anguilliformes; Anguillidae. The record is from RefSeq and is a predicted model, not a curated record. Gene Ontology annotation, biological process: protein dephosphorylation. Gene Ontology annotation, molecular function: protein tyrosine phosphatase activity. The transcript is spliced from 22 exons. Bases 451 to 2595 code for a protein of 714 amino acids.